Messenger RNA from Carassius auratus (goldfish), 5462 nucleotides. It is a transcript of the gene ppp1r16a, whose product is annotated as protein phosphatase 1, regulatory subunit 16A. Gene Ontology annotation, molecular function: myosin phosphatase regulator activity; enzyme inhibitor activity; protein binding. The coding region runs from base 411 to 2084 and encodes 557 amino acids. Gene Ontology annotation, cellular component: cytoplasm. The record is from RefSeq and is a predicted model, not a curated record. The transcript is spliced from 11 exons. Lineage: Eukaryota; Metazoa; Chordata; Actinopteri; Cypriniformes; Cyprinidae.
GUUUGUGUGAGUGUAGCGCCGACUGUCGGGACUCGGGAUGCGUUGAGCGAGUAGACGGACCAAAGGGAGCAACCGGCUGUUGUGGAGAUUAUUUUAUUUCACCUGAAAGCUAACGAAAAGGACACAGGAUUGAUUAAACGGACAUGAAUUUACCGACUGAGAUCAGCUAAAAGCAACAGAACCUGUUCUCCUGGUCCAAAUAGGAAAAGUUAUUAAAAAUAUGAUUCGUCAUUGGCUUUCAUCUGCAUCUCUACAUUAUCCUAUUGGAUCUCGAGUUUGUAUGCUGCUCUCAUCAGACGUUUGGAUGUCAGAACUGCAAGUGUAAGAGAGUCGAAUGCCUAUGAUAGGAGAUAGCAGAAACCACAGUCAGAAGGGAUUGUGAAGGAGUUGAGAGUCUUGACUUGGAGGUUAUGGCAGAGCAUGCCGAGCUGCUAACAGAAAUGGCAACUAACGGACGUCUCUCAGCCACCGAGCGCCUGAAGCAUGCACAGAAGAGACGGGCACAGCAGCUGAAAGGCUGGGCUCAGAUGGAGAAGGACAGUGCCAGUAGUCAAAAGGGCAACCACAAGGGAGAUGGGGUGAAGAAAAGCAAAAGGGUGACCUUCAGCACUAGUGUGACAUUAAUGGAGGCUGCAGCCAGGAAUGACAUAGAAGAGGUACGAGAGUUGCUCAAUAAUGGAGUCAGUCCAAACUUGUUCAACGAGGACGGGCUCACUGCACUUCAUCAGAGCUGCAUAGAUGAUUUUUUGGAUAUAUCACGCUGUCUUCUGGACGCGGGCGCAAAUGUGAAUGCGUGUGACAGUGAGCUGUGGACCCCACUACAUGCGGCAGCCACCUGUGGACACACUGACCUCGUCCAGCUGCUGAUAGAAGCGGGUGCAGAUCUGUUGGCGGUGAAUGCAGAUGGAAACAUGCCGUAUGAUCUGUGUGAAGACGAGGCUACACUUGAGCUCAUAGAGAUGAUCAUGGCAGAGCAGGGGAUUACUCAAGAUAGAAUUGAUGAAUGUCGCGGAGCCAAGGAGAGAGCAAUGUUGUCUGACAUUCAAGAGCUGGUUGCGAGCGGAGCUGAUCUGAAUGUGAAGGACGAGCAGGGGGCCUCUCUGCUGCACAUAGCAGCUGCUAAUGGAUACAUGUCGGUUGGGGAGCUGUUGCUGGAGCACAGAAUAUCUCCUAACGAAAGAGAUGCUGACGGGUGGACGCCGCUUCAUGCUGCUGCCUGCUGGGGACAGAUCCAGAUGGUGGAGCUGCUGGUAGCUAAUGGUGCAAAUUUAAACGCCAAGUCUGAGCUGGAUGAGACGCCUCUGGAUGUGUGCACUGAUGAGGAGGUCCGCACCAAAAUGAUGGAGCUGAAACACAAACACGAUGCCAUCAUGAAGGGUCAGGACAAACACAAAAACACACUGCAGAGACGAGUGUCCAGCACGGGCAGCCGAGGUAAAGUAGUGAGGCGCACCAGUGUGAAUGAGCGCAGCAGUCUGUAUCGCCGAGAGCAUCAGAAGGAAGCCAAAGUGUGGCAGGAGAGAGGAAGACAGACAGAUGCCCUGGAUGAUGAUGAAGACAGACAGACUGAUGCUGAACUGAACCUGCAUGCUGCACUGGUGUCUGGCUCUAAUGCAACCCCUGUUCCUCCAUUAGAGGUCGGCGAGGUGGAAAAUGGAGCUCAAGUUUUGGGGAACGGCAGCACAGCUUCAUUUUCUUCCUCGCGUCCAGGAGAACUCCAAGGCGGGGGUCGCAUGGAUCGCAGUGCCUCCUAUCAGCUCACUCCAGCUUCGACUGCUGCUGGCGGGGACGACAUGAGCAGAGAAAGAUCUCACCACACGCUCGCAGAUCUCAAACGACAGAGAGCAGCAGCUAAACUGCAGAAACAUCCAGCACCUGCUUUACCUCUGUCUGCAGACCCUCAAGAUGUGGUCAUCCCUGAAGGACCCCAGGGACCACUGGAGCCUCCUGAAUCAGUGCAACAGGAUGUGUCCCCCAGUGAGGUCUACUUCACCCAUGCUAGUGGAGAUCCACCUCUACUGAAGCUGCGAGCACCAGAAGAAGACACCGCUAAUACAAAAGAGCCAUGCUGUGGACUCAUGUAGAAAGCAGCGGAUGAACGUGUUUGGUUUCAGAUGAUUGUGCAGUUCUCGUUUACUAGAACACGUGGACAGACUAGAAUUAUGAGGCAGGUACGUGGAAAUUAGUUUUAUGUCCAAGUCACUCUUUUUUUUCUGGCACACAGACUGAGGUAACUGACGUUUUCAACACUAAUGUGAAUGAAAGUACCGAAACAUUUGAUGAAUUUACAUGGAUAUACAAUGUAUAACACAAGAAAUCAGGAAAAAAAGGUGACCGUUUCACGGAUUUAUUGCUUUAUUGUAGUAUUUCAAUCUUUUAAGCUCAUCAUUUUAUUUUAAUUAGUUGGUAUGGUCAUUAAAGUUUCAAAGUAUUGAUUCAGUUGUUCAAUACAUAGAGAAAGAAAAAAAACUGACACUGAGCACUUUACUUGACCAAACUUUCAACAAUCUUCACAACUUUUAUAGAUAUAUAAAUACAUAUAAAAGUAAUCUGAGCACAAAAAAGCACAUUUGAAUUGCACUGAUCAAAAUAAAAUUGUUUUUUUUUUUAACAGUUCUGCUGCAAUCUUACAACUAGCACACUUGCUCUAGUUUUUCAUUCACCGCUGGUUGCACUAUUUGAUCAUUAUUACUGCUUUCAACACCCUCGUAUCCCAGCAUCUGUCUGCAUUGUUUAUUGCCUUGAGAUUAAACUUAAGCUAAUUUUAAAUGUAAAGAAAUCAAUGUUUGUUUUCUGUUGUUAUAAUUUAUUUGAUCAUAAUGUUUUUCUUCAAACCUUCUCUUGAACAUAGAAAAAAACAAAACACUUUGCUGAAUUUUCUCACAUUUUUAUUUUUAAUUCAUCACACCUGGUUGUAAUUGCAUGAAAUAGAUGCAAUAAAACCAAACUGAAAAAUAAUUGUAUAUUUUUUGGUCUGAAUACCUUCUGGGAGUUUGGUUAAAAAUUUUUAAAAUUCAAAUAAUUUCAAAACCUGUUUUUUUUUUUUUGUUUAAAAAUGGAAAAUAAGAAUUCAAGAUGAUUUUUAGAUUUUUGUUUGUUCGUCUAAAAAAAAUAUGACUUAACAGCACUAAUCUUUUCUCACAUGUUGGACAGAGAAUUAGUAGCUGGAUUCUGACUCCUUUACUAAUAUACAGGGUUAAGAUAUAUAUUCCAAAAUAUCAUUUGUAACUCUUAAUACUCCCGGGAUUAUAUCUAACACUCUGUUUUACAUAUGAAUCUUUAACUUUUUUUUAUCUUUUUUUUUAUGCUGCAGCUGUAUUCUGAUUAUCAAAAGAUUACAGAAGAACGUAGUGCACUUAGACACAUUUCAAAUUGUAAACUGUACAUUUAAUGUAUUCUGUUACCCUCCUGUCCACGUAAAGUCACUUUUCACUUCGUUUUCAUUAGUUUUUCUAAACUUAUUUGUAGGGCGAUGCCAAGAAGAAAUUAGUUUUUUAGUGCUGCCACAAUAUGCAAAUUAAAUAUUCAAGCUUGAAAAGGUUUUUUUUAUUUUUUUAUUUUUAUUUUAAUACCAAUUGAAGAAAAAACAAAAAAUCAAGCUGAAUUAAAUUUUUUUUGAAUUCCCAUUUUCCCCCCCACAAAAAAAUACAGUGUGUAACCAAAAAACUUUCAUCAGUUUGGUUUUAGUGGAUUUUCGAUUGGAACAAAGUGUGAUGGAAUUUUUUUUUUUUUAAAACUGGCCUAUGAGAUUUUUUGUUUGUUUCAAGAGGGUCGAAAAUGUGAUUAAUGGUUUGUGCAUUUUUCCAUUUUUUUCAAGGUACACAUAGCUGACUAAAUUGCUGCCAGGAUCAAAUGAUAACCUUACAUCAUUGUCCCAUUAUUCCAUCUAUUCCUUUUUCCUUUUUUAACAAAAAAAAAAAAAAAAAAAAAACUAAUUCCCAAAGGACAGAUAUGCAUCUUUAUUUUAUAGACUGUGUAGAGGUAUUUUUUAGAAAUGGUCAAAUAAAGAAAUAUAUACAUUUUAAUGUUUUUAUAUUAAUAAAAGAGAGAAAAAAAAAUCUAAUAUCAUCUCUCCUCCUUUACUCCAGCUGCAGAAGCAUCAAAUAAAUUGCAAAGAAAUAUACACGUAAUUAAUGUUUAAAGAUCUCAGGCAUGCAAAAUAAUCUAGAUAUUUUUGAGAAACUAUAUCUGCAACAUAAAAAUACAAAUGCCUCAUAUAAAUGAGUCAGUGUAUUGGCGGCAAAUGUUUCUCGAUGAAAGCAGUAGGUUACAGUCCAUGGUAAAUUGAUUCUUUAUUUCACCUGUAUAUCUGCUGUAAGGCAUGCUAGAAUUAAAAUGAUUUAUCAUUUCUAUGAUUUUCAAUGAAGCAAGAAUUUGAGUUUCUCUCUGCACGUGUUAAAACCAUUAUUAUUUCUGGUUUAAAAAGAAAAAAGGAAUUGACACAAAUGUACAAGGACCACAGGAUGCUAACAGGUUAAGCUAUUUAGUUAGUUAGUGCAGGCUGUUCUCAAAAUUCAGUGAGAUUUAAAUCGAAUGAGUGAUGGAAACACUAUUUUUGUAAUGACUUUCAAAAAUAUGAGAAGCUUUAGCACUUUCAGGCUUGAGUUUAAUACUGUAGUGUUACAUUAUUUUGUGUGAAUAAUUGAAUUUUUAUUUUCCAUGAAUGCACAUGCAAAGUGUUGUAGGUGUAAAACGCCCCUACCCCCCCGGAUUACCUGGUUUGAUCACAUUAAGUUCUCUAGUUCCUUGUUUUGAUGCUCCAGUCUUAAAAAUUUCAAAAAAUGUUUCAGUUUCCUAAAUGCAGCUCCAAAGAGUUUUCUUUUAGUGAUUUCAUGAUCUUUUUGUAUUAUUUAUUUAAUGAACUUUGUAAACUGUUUGUGUGAAGAUGUUCUAGAUAUGUUAGGAUGUAUAGACUCAAUGACAAGCAGAUGCUAAAUGGCAUCAUUGAUAUUACAUGAGCUUUUUGAAUCUCAAACAUUUCACAUUUAUCAAAUAUUCUGAAUAUUUUGGAAUUUCCUAUAAGCGACUUUAUAAUCUAGAAAAAGGUCUAAAAUUGAUAUUCCAGAAUGUGACACUAAAAUGAUACUACAGAAACUGAGUAAUUUCUAGGUGUAAUGGUCCAUUUGGAUGCUUAAAUCUAUAUUUAGUAUAAAUUGGUAAACACUUUAUCAGGGUUAUUUAUUUUGGCAUUUUUUGUAUAUUUGAAUUUGAAAUAUCUUUUGGUUGUGUAAUCUGAACUCUAUCAUGAAACAUGUGCAAAUAUUUCAUCUUGACAUGCAGUGUUUUAUCCUGAAAAGCACUUUUCACAUUGCAAAAUGCCUUUAAUGUAAAAUUCCUUGUUUUUUGGACAUCCGUUUUGUACAUUUCUAUGUCAUCUAAUUCCUCUGUUAAAUGUAACACUGAUGUCUGUAAAUAUAUUGAGAGAUUAACCAGGUUUGAAUAAAAUACACUUGCAUACUGAA